ACACCAUCAUCUCCCUUCAAUUUUUCCUGCAACCAUGAGUAUUAUUACCCCCGCUCUCCCAAAUGGCCAUUCCCAUUUGUCUGUCCCUCUCUCCCCACCCACCAAACAGCCCCUCUAUCUCGUCAUCCUCCUCCUCCUCCUCCAUAGAUAGUGGCCUUCAUUUCAUUAAGUUCUCAAAGAGAGAAUUCAUCUCCAAAACAACUAAAUUCUUGACUGUUUCACUCACACCCACAUGGACAUUCUCUCAGUGCUCGGCUGAACCGUCGUCACCUCCAAAGUCAGCUCCUUUGGGAAUCGCCAACACCAAGUCGUGGUUCCAGUUUUAUGGCGAUGGGUUCGCAAUUCGCGUCCCACCUCAGUUUGAGGACAUUAUGGAGCCCGAGGAUUUUAAUGCUGGUAUGUCUCUUUAUGGAGAUAAGGCAAAGCCAAAAAAAUUUGCAGCUCGGUUUGCAUCGCCUGAUGGAUCUGAAGUCUUAAGUGUCAUGAUUUGCCCGACCAACCAACUCAAGAUCACAUUUUUGGAGGCCCAAGAUAUUACCGACUUGGGUUCCUUGAAGGAGGCUGCCAAAAUUUUCAUUCCAGGUGGUGCAACUGUAUACUCUGCCCGAAAUAUCAAAAUAAAGGAAGAAGGUUUCAAGACAUAUUACUUCUAUGAAUUCUCUAGAGAUGAGCAACGUGUUGCGCUGGUUGCUGCUGUGGACAGUGGAAAGGCAUUUAUUGCUGGAGCAACAGCUCCGCAGUUCAAAUGGGAAGAUGAUGGAGUGCGCCUCCGCUCUGCUGCUAUAUCCCUCAAACUUCUCUAACCAUGCUGCUGGACGUAGAAGGUAAUUUUGCACAUGUUCUAUUUGCAACUUCUGUCGGGCUUUAAUGCUAACGGAUCUGCCUAUGCGUGAGAAGUUUCUAAUGGAUAUGAUAGCUGCAUUCAUUUGCAAUUGCUUCGGUACAUGGAGACCUGGCCUCAUGCCAUUUAUUAUUUUAUGAGGUUGGAGAACCUGGUGGAGAAUUCUUGAAUGAGGGAAAUUUUGAACCUCGUUUAUCCGUGAGCCAUCUGCAUGGGUAUAUUUAAACUUCUUCGGAGAUUGGUCAUGUUGAAGUGCCGGCUAUGAUUCUUUUGGUAAUUUGUAUCUAUAUUCGAAGCAAUGAGAUGCGUAGACCGUCUCCGUAGAAAUAUGAAAAGAAGGGCUAAAAGCCUGUCUUCUAAUUUCCAUCUGCCAUAGUUUGUGCAUGGUUCUUUUCAUUCU
Molecule: messenger RNA, 1241 nt
Organism: Rhodamnia argentea
Lineage: Eukaryota; Viridiplantae; Streptophyta; Magnoliopsida; Myrtales; Myrtaceae
Exons: 8
Coding region: 63-803 (246 amino acids)
Cellular component (GO): chloroplast
Source: RefSeq, a predicted model, not a curated record